This is a messenger RNA of Eriocheir sinensis (Chinese mitten crab), 1246 nucleotides long. RefSeq lists its product as uncharacterized. Lineage: Eukaryota; Metazoa; Arthropoda; Malacostraca; Decapoda; Varunidae. Bases 29 to 1246 code for a protein of 405 amino acids. The record is from RefSeq and is a predicted model, not a curated record. The transcript is spliced from 5 exons.
CAUUUUAAUUCUAACAGGUACCUGUGAGAUGGGGUUUUACUGCACCUCAUCAAUUGAAGUUGUGAAGAAGGAUGAAAAGAUUUGUGUGACCUUUUACUCUGACCAUCGUGAUCACAACCUUGAUUUUAACAGCCAGGUUCACAUGACACUUCCCAAGAGUGAACAGGAUAAGAUUGCAGGUAUGAUUACACAAGGGAUCGAACAUGACAUAAUUUUGGACAGAGUGCGGGAGUCAGCAGGCAGUAAUCGAAUGUCUUUCUUAGAAAAGAAGGAUAUAGAUAAUAUUUGUGUUAGGUAUGGAUUGAAUAAAACCCACAGCAGACACUCUGAUGACAGCACAAGUGUACGAUUAAUUGUUAAAGAAAUGCAGGAUGCCAAUGAAGUCUUGUAUUUCAAAGAUCAAGGAGAUGUAGAUUCAGAUAAUCCUGAAAUACCAUCCAAAGAAUUUGUAUUAGGUUUUAUGAAAGGGGGACAAGAAUUAAUAUUUUCUACCCAGAUGAAAUCUUGUGACAAGAUACAGGUAUGCAUGGAUUCAACUCAUUGCAUUAGCCAAUAUUCAGGAUUCCAGUUAACCACAUUAAUGAUUCUUACUGAUCUCAAUAAAGGUUUCCCAGUAGCUUUCCUUAUCAGCAGCAGUGUAAAUACCAGUAUUCUGAAGGCUUUCUUAAAUUCAGUGAAAAAACGUAUGGGUCAAGUCAGAGCAUAUACUUUCAUGAGUGAUGAUGAUCCAGUUUUUAGAAAUGCUUGGGAUGCAACCAUGGGUAGAGAUAUGAAUUUACCUGUUAAAUAUAUCAACUGUAGCUGGCACACAGACAGGUCAUUCAGAAAGAAUAUUGCAUCCAAGAUUAGUGCACCAUUCAUGGAAAAACUAUCAGUUUAUCAAAUGGUCAGAGUUCUCAUGGAUGAACAAGAAGAAAAUGAAUUUCACAAGCAAUGUAAGGGUUUUCUCAGCUAUAUGUUAGAAGCUGGUUUUGAAAGAUUUCAUGAUUAUUUCAAAGAAAAUUAUCUUUGUGAGAACAGAAUUCAGUUAUGGCCACAGUGCUAUCCAGUCAAGGUUGCGGGCUAUGGUAACGAGUUAUUUGAGAAGUGCAUGGCUAAUCUAAAUCUGCAGUUCCAGCUAUGUAUGACGACCAGCAAGGAGACGGUGUACACACUUUCAGCCGCUGGUAUACUCAGAAGAUUCAUCAACUUCCCCACCACUCCACAAGAAACUGAGUUGAAGCAGCAGGAAUGCAGGACUCAGUAG